AUGUCACGGUGCGGCGCGGCGCCACGCUGCCCGCCGCCCGGCGCCGCGUGGCGCCCGCUAAAGGCGCGGGCCGCGGCCUCCGACCGACCGCCGCCUUCCGAUUGGACGCCGCUGCAGCAGCAGAAGCGCAGCUUCUCCCACUUCCUGGACGAGAUCACGUGCCGCGUGCUAAGCCCCGCCCACCUGUCGCUGCUCGGCAGGACGGGCGCCAGCGAGACAGGAAGUCCCGCCCCCCAGCGCCAGCGGAGCCGCCGGCGAGGAGGAAGUCCCGCCCACGGGACGCCAACGCCGGAGUGGGAGGAGUCAGGCAAUCGGACGAGGCGCUGGGACGGCUGGGUGGCAGCCGUGCGGCGCCCGAUAGAGGGGGCGGGGCCUAAACAGGAAGUGGUGCGGGGGAACAGAGGAGGAAAGAUGGAGACAGAACAGAGACACAAACACAGAAGAAGAGUUUGUAGUCCGAGCCCCAUUCAGGAGGCGUUGUCGGACUCGGAGCGGAUCAGGACUACAUUACCCAGCAUGCUCAGUAACUCUCCUCUCUGUCUGCAGACUCCAGAACAGCUACACAGCGUCUCAGAGAGCCAAUCAGGAUCUGGAGGAGAAGCUCCACGCCUGCUACGGAAGGUGGAGAGGGACAAGAAGACGAUGGACCAGGAGAUCGUAGAGCUCACCAACAAACUGCUGGACGCCAAAAACACCGUGGACCGGCUGGAGGAACUCAACGAGCGUUACCGGCAGGACUGUAACCUCGCCGUCCAGCUGCUCAAAUGCAACAAGUCCCAUUUCAGGAACCACAAGUUCGCCGACCUUCCCUACGAGCUGCAGGAGAUGCUGAACAAGCACAUGAAGAGCAGCCUGCCGGAGCGCGGAGGCUCCGCCCCCGGAGGUCAGGAUCCCGACACGCUGAGCCUGACCCCGGCCGACGUGGUGCCGACCUCGGUGAUCGCCCGCGUCCUGGAGAAACCGGAGCCGCUGCUGCUGAACUCGGCCCAGUCCAGCAGCGCCAGCCGGCCCGUCGCCGAGGACGUGUUCGUGCACGUGGACAUGACGGGCGGCGAGCUGCACGGGCGGCAGAACGGCGGCCGCGACGCAGCGCAGCAGAACGGAUCCUGCCGCAGUCAGAGCAGUCUGGACGCCGUACUGGACGGGCAGUCGGGCGGCGAGGACUCGGCCGCCGCUGCGUCCUUCGAGAAGCUGAACCCGUACCCGGCGCCCCCCCACCCGCUGUACCCGGGACGCAAGGUCAUCGAGUUCUCGUCGGACGACAAGGUCAAGAUCCCCAAGAACUCGCCGCUGCCCAACUGCACGUACGCCACGCGGCAGGCUAUCUCGCUGAGCCUGGUGCAGAGCGACGACCCCCCCGCUAGCCCCGCCCCCUCCUCCUCCUCGGGGGCCGCCAGCGCACAACGCUGUCACAGCGGGACGCCGCGCAGCGAGCCGCUGUCCAACCAGUCCAGCCCAUUCAGCAGCCCGCCACAGGCGGCGAGCUCGGAGGAGGACCUGCUCGCCAACUGGCAGCGGAUGUUCGUGGAGAAGAUGGCGCCGGCGUGCGACGGCUCGGCGCUGCACCGCACGGCGUUCGGCAGCCAGGCGGCGGCGGAGCUGCCACGGCGGCGUGCGGCGCCGGGGGGCGGGGCUUCCUGCUCGUCCUCCGAGCGGCAGCGCGCGGCGUACUCGGACGGCGAGGACGCCUCGUCGGCGCGCAGCUGGACGGCGAGCCGCGGCUCCAGCCUCGACACCGACACCGACACGGAGCCGCGCGGCCGCCGCGGGCUAACGGGCGCCACAGAGAAGCUGCUGAUGAGCCUGGAGGACCAUGAUGGGGGCGGGGCCGACACUCGUAGGACCCAAGAAGAAGAAGAGGAAGAAGAGGAGGAGGAAGGAGGAGAAGAAGAAGAAGAAGAGAGCUCUGCGGAGGAGAGAGACGUCUUACCGCUGGAGCUGCCCGUCAUCUCGCCACGCCUCCUGGACCUCGACCCCCCUCCGCCGCCCCCCCGCGCCCACAGAAGAGCCCAAGAGGAUGGGCGGCACCACCUGCUCAAAAAAAGACAGCCUGACCCGAGCCCAGGAGCAAGGCACGCUGCUCGACUGACACAGGAGACAGCCAUGAUCUGA
This is a messenger RNA of Perca flavescens (yellow perch), 2112 nucleotides long. RefSeq names its product tight junction associated protein 1 (peripheral) (gene tjap1). Gene Ontology annotation, cellular component: trans-Golgi network. The record is from RefSeq and is a predicted model, not a curated record. Lineage: Eukaryota; Metazoa; Chordata; Actinopteri; Perciformes; Percidae. Gene Ontology annotation, biological process: Golgi organization.